Messenger RNA from Hemisphaericaspora subhashii, 1146 nucleotides. RefSeq names its product putative glucosidase (gene SUN41). Gene Ontology annotation, biological process: fungal-type cell wall organization. Lineage: Eukaryota; Fungi; Ascomycota; Pichiomycetes; Serinales; Debaryomycetaceae. The record is from RefSeq and is a predicted model, not a curated record. Bases 1 to 1146 code for a protein of 381 amino acids. The transcript has a single exon. Gene Ontology annotation, cellular component: fungal-type cell wall; cell surface.
AUGAAGCUUUCUUUAGCUAUAUUAGCUUUUGCUACUUUAUCGCUCGCUGUUCCCGCAGCUCCAAAUCAUAAACGUGACGAUUGUGCACAAACCCAAUACCAUGCUCAUCAUAAACACAAACGUGCCGUUGUCUAUGAUUACGAAUAUGUUACCAUCACAGUUGAUAGUCAGGGAAAUACCAUCAACCCUGUCCCAGAAUCACCCACUCCUGCAGUUGAAGUUGUUGCCCCAUCUUCUGCCCUGGAGGAACAACAAGCUCCUCCCGCCGCAAGUUCUGAAUCUCCUGCUGCUCCUUCCGAACCAGCACAACCUCCAGCUGGAGUCAACAACGGUAUACAGGGAGACUUAGGUGCUUAUCAAAACCCAACUCAAGAAUUCCCAGAUGGUGUUUACUCGUGCGACCAAUUCCCAGUUGGGCAAGGUGUUAUCGCAUUAGAUCAUUUAGGUUUCGGUGGAUGGUCUGGUAUCUACAACAGUGACACUUCAACCGGUGGUCUCUGUCGUGAAGGUUCUUAUUGUUCAUACGCUUGUCAAAGUGGUAUGUCCAAAACGCAAUGGCCAGAAGCACAACCAGCUAAUGGUGUUUCCGUUGGUGGAUUAAUUUGCAGAGGAGGAAAAUUGUACAAGACCAAUUCAAGAUCUAAUUAUUUAUGUGAAUGGGGUGUUGACAAGGCCAUCGUUCAAAAUACCUUAGGACAAACCGUGGCAAUCUGUAGAACAGAUUACCCAGGAACUGAAAAUAUGGUUAUUCCAACCGUUGUCGGUGGUGGCCAAACUUCACCAAUCACAGUUGUUGAUCAACAAACUUAUUACAGAUGGAGAGGUGGUUUAACUUCUGCUCAAUACUAUGUUAACGAUGCCGGUGUUGAUUGGCAAACUGGUUGUACUUGGGGUUCUCCAGGUUCCGGUAUUGGAAAUUGGUCUCCAAUUAACUUCGGUGCUGGUUACGACAAUGGUAUUGCUUACUUAUCCUUGAUUCCAAAUCCAAAUAACCGUGCACCAUUGAAUUUCAAUGUCAAAAUCGUUGCUGACGUCGGAUCUAGUGUUAGUGGUCAAUGUGUUUACGAGAAUGGUGUUUACAAUGGUGGUUCUGAUGGUUGUACUGUCGGUGUCACUACAGGAAGAGGUGUUUACGUCUUAUAUUAG